Drosophila eugracilis is the source of this 1036-nucleotide messenger RNA. Its product is annotated as serine protease SP24D. The record is from RefSeq and is a predicted model, not a curated record. Bases 32 to 805 code for a protein of 257 amino acids. The transcript has 2 exons. Lineage: Eukaryota; Metazoa; Arthropoda; Insecta; Diptera; Drosophilidae. Gene Ontology annotation, molecular function: serine-type endopeptidase activity. Gene Ontology annotation, biological process: proteolysis.
UAGGAAGUACGACUUUUCAGAAAGCUAAAACAUGUUACCCUUUUGGACUUUCCUGGUGCUGCUUUGUGCCUCCGGAGUCCUCGGACAGACGCAUACCAAAAGCAAAAACGACUCCGAUGUAGAGCCCCGAAUCGUGGGUGGAACUCGCGCGAAGGAGGGUCAAUUUCCCCACCAGGUUUCCCUACGCCGUCGUGGAAGUCAUACUUGCGGUGCAUCUAUCAUAUCAAACAACUAUGUCGUCACCGCCGCUCAUUGCGUGAAGCAAGGAAAUAAUGUAGCCCCGGCUAACCAGCUUUCGAUCCAGGCAGGAAGUCUUCUCCUUUCAAGCGGAGGAGUAAAUGUUCCGGUGGCCACUGUUACCGUCCAUCCGGAUUAUAAAGGCAAUGGCUACGACGUGGCCGUUCUCCGCCUGAAAAGCUCGCUUGAUUUUAACUCCAAAAUCGCCGCCAUUCAACUAGCCACCGAUGAUCCACCCACUGAUGCCACAGUUGAUAUCUCCGGAUGGGGAGCCAUAGCCCAGAAGGGACCAAUCUCCAACUCCCUGCUGUACGUGCAGGUGAAGGCAUUGUCUCGGGAGACCUGCAAGAGAAGGUAUCUCCAACAGCUGCCCGAGACCACGAUGUGCCUGAUGCACCCUAAGAACAAGGGAGCUUGUUACGGGGACUCUGGCGGUCCAGCCACCUACGAGGGCAAGCUGGUCGGCUUGGCCAGUUUCGUAAUCGGUGCCUGUGGACGAGAUGCUCCUGAUGGCUACGAGAGGGUCUCCAAACUUAGGACUUGGAUCAGGGAGAAGGCUAGCUUGUAAUUCCCAAAAUGGGUUUUCCAAUUCCAAUAAUUGGUAUUUAUUCUUUAAUCAAAUUAUUUUAAAACAAAAUGAUUACCAAAUUUAGUGAUUGUUUUGCAUAAAAGUACCUAUUAUUGUAUAUAUUCCAUCUAUAUUGUUUACGGUUCAAAUUAAUAUUUGAAACGUGUUGAAAUACUAUAUUUUAUCAAGCACGUAAUAUAUAUAUGGAAUAAAAAGGCAGCACAGAAAGAA